UGCUUUGUGUCGCUAUCGCUUUCGGAUAUUGCACGACGAUGCUUUUUCGAUGACAGCGAACAGGCCGAGGGAUAUCUCCGUGAAAUGACUGAAGCAGGCAUAAUUCGUGCUCACAUCGACAAAGAGCUUGGCAUGGUCUAUUUCGAUCAAGUUAGAGUAUGUUGUUUAAUUUUUUUUUAA
Messenger RNA from Gongylonema pulchrum, 180 nucleotides. NCBI's taxonomy places the organism in Eukaryota, Metazoa, Nematoda, Chromadorea, Rhabditida, Gongylonematidae. The record is from the annotation of a GenBank genome assembly.